CUUUGAAGUUUGAGAGUUUCUCUCUGCUUAGGGGUUUUGAUCUCUUCUUCCUCUUUCUUGAUCAUUCUCUUAUUAGCUGUUGGUAAUCACUUGUUUUAAGUUAAGUGCUUCUGACCAAGUUGAGUUUUGCACAAAAGCUGAAACCUUUGUUUUGGUUUUUGAGGAUAUCUGAGUUUUGAGAUUGGCAACAAUGGGUACUAUACAACGAAAUGUGUUACCGUUCUCCUUGUUUAACCAAAAACUGUUCUUAAUGGAUGAAGAGCUUUGGUUUAUGGCUGAAGAGAGGGCCCAGGAAGUACUAUAUACAAUUCAACCUAAUGUUGUUUCUGAGGUGAACAGAAAGCGCAUUAUUGAUUUUGUUCAGAGGCUGAUUGGAGGUUACUAUGGGGGAGAGGUAUUUGUGUUUGGAUCAGUCCCACUGAAAACCUAUCUUCCAGAUGGAGAUAUUGACUUGACAGUUCUCAGCCAUGAAAGCGUUGAGGAUGAUUUGGUACAAGCUGUAUGCAAUCUACUUGAAAGUAGAGAGGAAGUAAAAGACGUACAACAAAUACGUGCGCAGGUAAGGGUUGUCAAAUGCACAGUGAAAAAUAUUGCAGUUGACAUCUCCUUUAAUCAGAUGGCUGGACUCUGUGCGCUGCGCUUUCUGGAGCAGGUUGACCAACUUGUCGGGAAAAACCAUGUCUUCAAACGCAGUAUAAUCUUAGUCAAAGCCUGGUGCUAUUAUGAGAGCCGAAUUCUUGGUGCACACCAUGGCCUGCUCUCAACAUAUGCAGUUGAAAUAUUGGUAUUAUAUAUUAUCAAUUGUUUUCAUUCAUCAGUGCGCGGUCCUCUAGAGGUGCUGUACAGAUUUUUGGACUACUACAGCAAAUUUGACUGGAAGAAGAAUUAUGUCACCAUAUAUGGUCCACAAGCCUUAUCCUCCCUACCAGAAAUUGUUGAGAAACCAGAAUGUGAUGGAGGUGAGUUCUUGCUCAGUAAAGAGCUUCUAAAACAUUACAAGGAUAUGUGCUUUGUUCCAAAGGCAUCCGUGACUUCGCCCCGUGAAUUUUCCAUCAAGUUCAUUAACAUCUUGGAUCCUCUAAAAAAUGACAACAACCUAGGCCGCAGUGUCAACAUAGGGAAUUUACAUCGAAUUACAUUCGCUCUAAGGUUUGGUGCUCGACAGCUUAAGGAGAUCCUUAAGCUUCCAGGACAAAGAAUGGGUGGAGCACUUGAGGUGUUUUUCAUGAACACCUUGAAUAGAAAUGGUAAAGGACAAAGGCCAGAUAUUGAUUUUCCUAUUCCUGCAUUUGGUACUGGAAAAUCUGAAGAGCCUGUCCUCGUUGGAGACUGUGACAGUUACUAUGGUGGCUUAAAAUACGUACAGUGGUAUCGUAACUAUGCCAUGCCGCUCGUUGCACAGCCCAUUCCCCCAUCACCACAAUUUGAUGUUGAUAUGCUUGGACCACAAUUUGAUGCUGAUAUGCUUGCACCACAACAAAACUGGUAUAUGUAUCAUCAUAGAAGUGCUGAUUAUUAUGUGCCGAGUCAGACAUUCUUUCAUCCAAAUGUUCCUCCACAACCAACUUAUGGCCUUGACGAAAUAAGGAAAUCGCGAGGAACAGGCACUUACAUACCUGACAUGACUCUUACUACCAACUGGAACGCCCGUGCAAGAGGGUCCAGGCCAAGAAGAUCCAGCCGUGCGAAUAAUAAUAAUAAUAAUGCUUCAUCCAAGAGAAAACAAAUAGAAGAGGUUCCUCCUGAGACUGUCAUGAAUGAUAAGAAUUCCAAGUCCUUUGAGCUCUCAAAGGAAGAUUUUCCUGUUCUUUCAAGCAUUGGCAACAGCAGUUUGUCAGCAUCUCAUCAAUCUGAGCAGGACCAGAAUUCUUCAUCGCCUCAAAUAUAUAUCGAGUUUGGAACUUACAGUGCCUCAAAAUCCCUGAAAGAACUGAGUUUGGGAACAAAGGAUCAGAAAAAGGAUUCUGGUGUUUCAUCCUCUAAGACUUUGGGAACAAAGGAUCGGAAAAAGGAUUCCGGUGGUUCAUCCUCUAAAUGCGCUACUACACCAGUUGUUCCAAGUCGGGCAGUGCAGACAAAGGAGAAAUGUACUCGGAUGGAGAAGAAGAUGGGUUGACAGUAUAUAACUUAUAGGCAUUUGUAAGAUAUCGUGGAUAACAUUGAGUGUUGUGCUUUUUACUGCAGGUUCUUCUCUGACUAUAUGUAGAUUUUGGGAGAAACUAUAAUCGGUUGCUACUGAUUGAUAUAGACUUCGUGGGAUUGAGUCUUGGUAAGGAUGUUUACAAAUUUUGUUCUGCCUUUAGACUUCAUGCCCCUUGCUCUCCUCUUUCUGUAGGAAGAGUUUAUCAUUUCUGUUGGAACAGUAUCAUAUCCUUUCUGCGUCUGAAGUCCGGUGAUGUUGUUGUACAUUGGUUUCUUUUUUAGAUGACUCUUAAGUUUUAUAAUUUAUGUGGUACAAUAAUGUGGAUAUUUCACCUUCAGACCUCUAUGAAUAUUUAUCUUUGACAAGCAAGGGUGUUUUUAUGAUA
This is a messenger RNA of Medicago truncatula (barrel medic), 2528 nucleotides long. RefSeq lists its product as uncharacterized. The coding region runs from base 191 to 2116 and encodes 641 amino acids. The transcript has 9 exons. The record is from RefSeq and is a predicted model, not a curated record. Lineage: Eukaryota; Viridiplantae; Streptophyta; Magnoliopsida; Fabales; Fabaceae.